AUGUUUUGUGACAGUGAACUUUUUAAUGAAACGUAUAAUGUGUGGCGAAACGACCGUAACUACGAUCUCACUCGUCAAACAAAGGGUGGAGGUGUACUCAUUGCUGUUAAGAACACAAUACAUGCCCGGGGCAACCCGAGCUGGAGUUCAUCAGCUGAAGAUCUGUGGGUUACGUUAUUUAUACCUCGUACUCGAACAACCACAGCCACCCACAUUCACUUAUGUUCAGUCUACCUCUGUAAUCAGGCGGAAGGUAAUUCCUUUAAUGUUCAGUUAGCAAACUUUCAAAACCAGCUACUCACACUUAUUAACACCUACAAAGAUGACAAAUUUCUAGUACUAGGUGACUUCAAUCUAAGUGAAAUUCAGUGGGUUUCUUCAUCUUCUGAGGAUGGACUUAUUCCGCAUAAUCUAACCAAACAGAUUUACUUCGAUUUUGCUGAUAAUAUUAAUAUGUGUAGUUUGAAACAAUAUAAUCACGUAACAAACAAUAUCGGCCGUAUACUUGAUCUCGUACUUUCAAAUGACUCUGUAUCAGUAUUCCAGUGUGCUACUCCGCUUGUACCUGAGGACUCGCCUCACAAAGCUAUAUGUGUAGUGCCUUCCCUGGAUUUUAAGCCCUUAUCACCUCAAAAAACCGAAUUUUACUGUUUCAAGCGUGCCAACUACGACAAAAUCCGUAAAAUAUUGUCAGAGGUCGACUGGGAGGAAAUUGUCUGUUCAGGCGACAUUAAUGAAGCACUUGACUCUUUUUACAAAAUAAUAUAUAAAUUGCGAGAUGAGUUUGUCCCUAAAUGUAAGUCGCGCAAUGUUAAAUAUCCCCCGUGGUAUACUUCAUCUCUAAUCAGAAUGAUUAAAGAAAAAUUCAAAUUCUUUAGAAAGUUCAAAGUCUAUGGAAACAAAUCAGACGAAGCCUCUUUCAGAGUUCUCAGAGAACGUGUUGAUGCAACUGAAAGGGAAUGUUAUGAUAAUUAUAUGAACAACAUUGAGCAAUCCAUAUGUACUAAUCCCAAAAAAAUGUUUUCAUACGUCCUAGAUAGGCGUAAGCGUGGUACCAUUCCAUUCAUAAUGACAUUUGAAGACAAAAGUUGUACUAAAGGAGAUGAUAUUAGUGAGCUGUUCUCAGACUAUUUUUAUACUACUUUUUUAUCCAACUCAUCGCCUAGCUCUCAAAUGCCUCCACCAUCAUCAAAUCCGGCCUUUGAAUUGGGGAACCUAGAAGUCAGUUGCAAACAAGUAUAUGAACUCCUUAAGUCAUUAGAUCUGAAAAAAUCUUCAGGACCUGACCAUUUACCAGCUGAAUUUAUCGUGGCAUGUGCCUUCGAGCUGUCAUUACCAAUAUCAUUAUUGUUUAAGCGAUCCUUCAAUGAAGGUUUGGUUCCCCUCAAAUGGAAAACUGCUUAUGUCUCUCCAAUACAUAAAAAAGGUUCAAGGGAAAAUGUAGAAAAUUACAGGCCAAUAUCCAAACUUAGCUUAUUUGCAAAAGUUCUUGAGAGACUUGUGUUCACGCAAGUUUACAAAACAUUUAGUUCGGCUUUUGAUCAAUGUCAACAUGGAUUUUUAAAAGCACGCUCUACCGUCACAAACUUAGCAGUGCUAAAUGACUACAUAUCUGAACAAAUGGUACAGGGUAAUCAAGUUGAUGUUAUAUACAUGGACUAUACGAAAGCAUUCGACCGAAUUGACCAUUGUAUUCUUCUCAAAAAGCUUACAGCACUUGAUGAUAUGAAAAUUUUUGGUAUAGCAAAUAAUAAGACAGAUGCAUUACGCAUUCAAGAAGAUUUGUAUAGACUGGAUGACUAUUGUACCGUGUACAAAUUAGACCUAAAUGUAUCCAAAUGUUUCUACAUGCAUUACACUACUAAGCCUACCCCUUUCCCUCAUACGUAUAUUUUAAAACAGGAACCUCUAUCUGUGGUAAACGAAACAAAUGAUCUAGGUGUUUUCCAUGAUAGCAAAAUAACUUUCGUACCACAUAUUGAUCAGGCUAUCAUUAAAGCGUCUAAAGCACUAGGUUUCAUAAUACGUACAGCCAAACCUUUCAAAAGAAUUGAAGAGUUUUGUUACUUUGGCAUGGAUCCCAUAGAGAAACUCAGGAGUAAUUUGGAGAAUAUCCCUAAGCGCAUCAGAACCCUGGAUGAGCUAGAGUUGGCAGUGAAAGUAACCACGGAUGGCAUCACUGACGCCUACGAGGCUAGCUGCCCUCUCUCCUAA
Leptidea sinapis is the source of this 2214-nucleotide messenger RNA. RefSeq lists its product as uncharacterized. The transcript is spliced from 3 exons. The record is from RefSeq and is a predicted model, not a curated record. Gene Ontology annotation, molecular function: catalytic activity. Bases 1 to 2214 code for a protein of 737 amino acids. Lineage: Eukaryota; Metazoa; Arthropoda; Insecta; Lepidoptera; Pieridae.